Diabrotica virgifera virgifera (western corn rootworm) is the source of this 2277-nucleotide messenger RNA. Its product is annotated as zinc finger MYM-type protein 1-like. The record is from RefSeq and is a predicted model, not a curated record. Lineage: Eukaryota; Metazoa; Arthropoda; Insecta; Coleoptera; Chrysomelidae. The coding region runs from base 1 to 2277 and encodes 758 amino acids. The transcript is spliced from 4 exons. Gene Ontology annotation, molecular function: protein dimerization activity.
AUGGGUCUUGAAAACGUUGUAGUACAGUUCCACCAUCAGCAGCAGGUUACUGCCGCUGACCGAUUAAACGAGGAGGAACGCAGCAGGUAUGCAGGUGUCGUUCCUACAGUUCAACCACCACAGGGGCGUCGCCGGAUAAUAGAGUUGCACAACGACAGAGACUUUCCAAUUGGGACAAGAGAGCGGCAGUUACCUUUUCCGUUGGUGGAGCUGCAUAGGGAAUAUUCUGAACAAAAUUUGUUUGAUUUAGAUGAAGCAGAAAGAGAAGACGAAGUACAACCCGAACCCAGCAGCAGUAAGUUGGAUUGCCAAAUUAUAAAUAUUCAGGAUGAGGAUGAAGUUAUGUUGGAACUGGAAACUGGUAAUAUUGAAGAUAAAAGUAAAGAAGACAGAAAAAUAGGUCCCAGUGCUGGUAAGUCAACUUACACAGUUCUUGAUAUUGAGAGGGAUCAUGACGCUGAGGUUAUAGCUUCAUUGUUAGGCAAAGAAAAUCCCACAGACAAAGGUCAUUUUGAGAAAAUCAAUUUAUCGACCACACUAAAAACAUUUAUAGUCUUAGAAAAACUUUUUGAUAUUAGCCUUACGUUGGCUAAAAAUUCACUAGCUUUUAGAGAUUCUCAAGAGCAUAACGGUAACUAUGAGGGAAACUUUUUAUCUUUAGUACAACUGUCGGCCAAGUAUGACACUGUUAUGGCACAGGUUGUAAGCAUGCCGAAGGGUCACACUAGAUACUUAAGUCAUGACAUACAAAAUCAAAUCAUUAACUGUAUGUCUUCAAAAUUGAAAGGAAAGCUCCUUGAAAACAUCAACAAAGCAAGGUUUUUUUCACUUAUUGUUGAUACAACACAAGAUCUUGGCAAGAAAGACCAGUUGAGCUUUGUGAUUCGUUAUACGAAUUUCUUUGAAGAGUUGAGGCAAGACGAAGAUGGUAAUUUUGAAGAAUAUAAGAAAUUAAGUAUUGAGGAAUCAUUUCUUGGUUUCUUCCAUGUAAAAGACGCAACUGCACUUGGACUUUCCACCCAAGUUGUUGACUGUUUACAAAACCUGGGUGUGCAGAAAAGACUUCAAGAAAUUGAAAAACUUGCUGUUUAUGUACACUGCAAUGCGCACAAUUUAAAUCUUGCCAUCAAUGAUGCUGUUAAGGAAGUGAGAGCAGUGGACAGUUAUUUCACAACUCUGCAAUCUCUUUAUGUUUUCUUCGGCCUCGGCAUUAAGAGGUGGGACAUUUUGUCGUCAUUAACGGGUGAAUCUGAAGUGACAUUGAAGAAGUUGAAUCCAACUAGGUGGGCAUCAAGACAUGAUUCGAUUUUAGCAGUUAAGGUAAGGUAUUUGGACAUUAUGAAAGCUCUUACGAAGAUUAUACUUGAGAGUAACAAGCAAGAAGAAGUUUCUGAAGCUAAAGCACUUGCAAAAUCCCUUGAUAACUUUCAGUUUGUAAUGCUGACAGUAGUGUUGUCCAAGAUUUUUACACAGCUAAACAUCACGUCUAAGUUUCUUCAAGGCAAGGAAACAGACUUAGAAAAAGCUGCCAGAGUACUUGAAAGAAGUCAAACUGAGCUCAAGAAAAUGAGGGAAGAUUACGAGGCCUACAAAGAUGAAGCCACACUUAUAGCACGUAAAUGGAACGUACAACCAAUGUUUUCUCAAAGCAGGCAGCGCAAAGGAAAACGACACUUUGAUGAACUAGCAGAUUUCAGGUUUUCAAGUGGUGAAGAGGCCUUCAGAGUGCAAGUGUUUUACGCUGUUUUGGACAUAGUCAAUCGUCAAAUUGAGGACCGCUUUUCUUCUGUUCGAGAUGUUGUCCAGCUGUUUUCUGUUUUAUUUCCAACAGUUCUGGUCAAGCUAACUGAAAAAGAAAUCUUUGAAAAAGCUGGAGAAUUGCAAAGAGUGUACGAAAAAGACAUAGGGCCAUCGCUACCUCUUGAACUUAUAUCCCUUCAAAGUGGAUUUAAAUGUGAGCUAUCAAAACUGAAAACGGUUUAUGACUUAGCUUCACUUUUAAUGAUUGAGUUUGACACAUUAGCUACAAGUUUUCCAGAAGUACAGACUGCUCUAAUGUUAUUUUUGACUUUGCCGGUAACAGUGGCAUCUGCAGAAAGGUCGUUCUCAGUGCUAAAAAGAAUUAAAUGUUAUCUCCGAACAUCAAUGGGACAAGACAGACUUAGCGAUCUUGGAAUGUUGGCGAUAAACCAAAGAGAAGCCUCACAACUAGACAAGCGUACGUUAGUGCAAUGCUUUGCAGAAAUGAAAUUUAGAAGGAAAGUUUUUGCAGUGUAG